CAGAUGAGGUCUCAGCUAGCCGUGGGUGGUGGCCGCCCAGAGGAGUCUGCACGACCUGCCGGUCACCGGUGUGCGGCCGGCUGGGACGGUGACGGCCGCUGCCAGCCGGCCGUGCCUCCGCUGACCGGUGUCCGGCCGAGGUGCGACUCGGUGCGGCUGGGCCGACACGGUGCCAGGCCCCGGGCUGCCGCCGCCGUCACCCGCCGCGCGUUUGAGAAAGUGAGGUUGGCGGCGGCGGCGGCGGCGCCCGGCCAGUCUCGCGUCUGCCGUGAUGGCGCGCUGGUGUCUGCUGCUGGCUGCUGGCCUGCUGGCCUCCUUCGGGCCAGUGGAGUCGCAGUUUCCUCAAGACCAGGGCUUCCAGUGCCCUGCCAAGGACGGGUACUUUGCCGACCCAGACAACUGCCGAAAGUUUUACCAGUGUGUGGACGACUACCCGUACGACCAGCUCUGUCCCUCCGGACUGCACUGGGACGACAGGAGGAAACAAUGUGACUUCAAGGAUGUCGCCGAGUGCGGACCCAUCACAACCACCCCGGGUCCGCCGACCACCGAGGACCCGUACAAGGCGACGUCCUGUGACACGGCCAACUGUCCGCUGCCCAACUGCUUCUGCUCCAAGGACGGCACACUGAUCCCCGGCGGACUGGACCCCUCAGAGACGCCGCAGAUGAUCAUUCUCGCGUUGGACGGCGCCGUCAACGGUCAGAACUACGAGCACUACGUCCGGCUGUUCAACGACACCGAGCACAAGAACCCCAACGAGUGCCCGAUGCGCGGCACCUUCUUCAUCAGCCACGAGUACACCGACUACCAGAUGGUGCAGCAGCUCUACAGCAAGAGCCACGAGAUCGCCCUCUACAGCGUGACGUCACGUGACCUGUCUCGGGAGCCGUACGAGGAGUGGAUCCAAGAGAUGGUCGGUAUGCGCACCAUGCUCAACCUGUGGGCCAACGUCUCCGAGUUCGAGGUGCUCGGAAUGCGCUCCCCGAGACUGAAGCCCGGUGGCAACGAACAGUUCAAUAUGAUGCUCGACUACGGUUUCGUGUGGGACAGCUCAGUGUCGGUGCCGCCGGUACGGGUUCCCGUCUGGCCGUACACGCUCGACUACAAGAUCCCGCACGACUGUCGCUCCGGCGGCUGCCCCACAUCGCAGUACCCAGGCAUCUGGGAGGUGCCACUCAACUCUCACUACACUGAGAGCUUCGAGGGCGGUCACUGUCCCUACCUGGACCAGUGCGUGCUCUUCAACUACGAGCCCAACGAGAUCCUGACCUGGCUCCAGGAGGACUUCAACCGGCACUACGAGAACAACCGCGCGCCCUACGUCAUGUCCUUCCACACCAACUGGUUCAACGAGGCCAACCUCAUCGAGGGUCUCAACAAGUUCCUCAAGUGGGCGAGAACCAAGGACGAUACGUGGUUCGUGACGAUGACACAGGCGCUGCUGUGGAUGUCCGAUCCGGUGCCCGUCAACCAGAUCUCCCAGUUUGACGACUGGGACUGCCGCAAGCGCAAGGAGGUGCCUCCGCCAGCCUGCAACCUCCCCAACUCGUGCAAGGUGCCCUUCAAGCCGCCGCCGGAUGUGGACAAGCGCUGGAUCCCCGGCACCAGGUACAUGGGCACGUGUUUCUCGUGUCCCAAGCAGUACCCGUGGCUGUAUGAUGUGGACGGCGACGGCGGGCAGGCCGACUUCUUCGAGCCGCCAGAGUUUGAGCAGUAGAUAGGUCAGAAACGGAGAAAAAUCAAACUCAAAGGUUUUAUGCAACGUUCAGAGCAGCAGGUGUCGGUUGCAGUUGUCGGUAAACUUAUUGUUUCCACUUUUGCCACACAGACAGAAUUGCAUUUUAAGUAGUUCAUAAUGUUGUUGUCACUCUAAUUUCUAUCAGUGAAAGGAUUGUUAUUGUCGUACGUUGCGCCAGUGAUUUUGCAGUACGGGAAACACCGGGCCCGGGGCAGUCAGCGAGUUGCGGAGAGGUGGCCACAGAGGGCAGGUCGAUCGGAUGUUACGGAGAAGGUGGCGCUAGUGUAGCAAAGUUCAGGAGGACGGGUCGCACGGGGGUUCCAUGUCCUCACAGCGGAAAAGGAGAGACGGGCGGGCUCCGUGCACGCUCACGGUAUUGGCUGGACGCCCAGUGCUUGUUUUUGUUCGAAAAUACACGGGUACUGUGUACCAGCUGCGAA
Amphibalanus amphitrite is the source of this 2181-nucleotide messenger RNA. RefSeq names its product chitin deacetylase 1-like. Gene Ontology annotation, molecular function: chitin binding. NCBI's taxonomy places the organism in Eukaryota, Metazoa, Arthropoda, Thecostraca, Balanomorpha, Balanidae. The record is from RefSeq and is a predicted model, not a curated record. Gene Ontology annotation, biological process: carbohydrate metabolic process. Gene Ontology annotation, cellular component: extracellular region. The coding region runs from base 272 to 1720 and encodes 482 amino acids. The transcript has 10 exons.